CCGAUGUCUGCAUAUAACCGUCGGAGGACCUUGGCUAUUUGCCGUCACAGUCACACCCACAUCAUACACAGAGCCAGGGAGCUCGACUCUGCUCAUCUUGUGGGUUUGCUUCGUGCGCAAGAUGGUAGGAGCUGCGCACGAUGGCAUAGUUCGCGGCGACAUGAAUGGGUUGGAGAACAAUGGGCACGGCCAGGCGGCUGCGGCAAAGCAACCGCUGCAGAGGGAAGAUGGCGAGGAGAGCAAGUGGUACGAGGAGGAGAUCCACGACGACCUCAAGCUCUGCUACGCCUUGAACAGUGUGCUGCACCGAGGGACAAGCAAGUACCAGGAGAUAGCUCUGAUUGAUACGAAUCAUUUCGGGAAGGCUCUGAUAAUCGACGGGAAGAUGCAGAGCACAGAAGUGGACGAGUUCAUCUACCACGAGUCCCUCAUACACCCGCCGCUUCUCUUCCACCCCAACCCGAAGACGGUGUUCAUCAUGGGAGGCGGUGAGGGCUCCGCCGCAAGGGAAGCACUGAGGCACAAGACCGUGCAGCGGGUGGUCAUGUGCGAUAUCGACGAGCAUGAGGUUGUGGACUUUUGCAGGACAUACCUAAGCGCCAACUGGGGCGCGUUCGCGAGUGACAAGCUCUGUCUGGUCAUCACCGACGCCAGGGCUGAGCUGGAGAAGAGCACGGAGAAGUUCGACGUGAUAGUGGGGGAUCUCGCUGAUCCCAUGGAGGGAGGCCCCUGCUACCAGCUCUACACCAAGUCCUUCUACCAGAACGUGCUCAAGCCCAAGCUCCACGACGGAGGCAUCUUCGUCACACAGGCUGGGCCAGCCGGCGUUCUGACGCACAAGGCGGUCUUCUCCUCCAUCUACAACACCCUCAGGCGCGUCUUCAAGCAUGUAAAAGCCUACACCGCACAUGUGCCAUCCUUCGCUGACACCUGGGGCUGGGUCAUGGCAUCGGAUCAUCAGUUCACCCUCACAACCCAGCUGAUCGACGAGAGAAUCAUCGACAGGAUCGAUGGGGAACUGCUGUAUCUCAGCGGGGAAUUCCUCAUUUCUUCCACCAUUCUCAACAAGAGCGUCAGCCUCUCGCUGUUGAAUGAGACGCAUGUUUACACGGAGGAUGAUGCCAGGUUCAUCUACGGCCAUGGGAGGGGGCACUCUGCUUAACUUGACAAAAGUCCCCCGGCCUGGAGGCUGGAGCCACCAGGACAAAGCUUCAACAUAUGGCGAUGAACGAGAAA
This is a messenger RNA of Lolium perenne, 1236 nucleotides long. Its product is annotated as thermospermine synthase ACAULIS5. Gene Ontology annotation, biological process: polyamine biosynthetic process. Gene Ontology annotation, molecular function: thermospermine synthase activity. The record is from RefSeq and is a predicted model, not a curated record. NCBI's taxonomy places the organism in Eukaryota, Viridiplantae, Streptophyta, Magnoliopsida, Poales, Poaceae.